Funneliformis caledonium is the source of this 915-nucleotide messenger RNA. The record is from the annotation of a GenBank genome assembly. NCBI's taxonomy places the organism in Eukaryota, Fungi, Glomeromycota, Glomeromycetes, Glomerales, Glomeraceae.
AUGCAACGUCUUCCUCCAGCUGGGUGGUCACGUCACCAUUUAGUUUACCCGCAUCGAUGUAUAUAUUGUUCACCUAAUUCAAAUCCACGCGAGUAUACGCGCCCAGUCUCCCAAUUAUCAAAUCCACCGCUUCCUAUGCCUGAACCUACGUACGAUCCUUUUCGUUUUCCCGAUUCUCAUAAGAAUUCCGCAAAACACUUUAGAAAAUCUCAAUCUAACGAUUGCAUUCAUAUGCACCUUGUCAACUAUACGGACACCCGGUUAUCUGUAAAUGAUAGCACAAGAGUCGUAUCAUCUGUUAGUGACCGUGAAUCUGUAGUAAUUGAUAUAAAAGACGAAAUAUCCGAGAAAAUUUCCCCAAUGAAUAAUCCUUCUUGGUGGAGACGAUCUUAUUGGGUUUUUUUGACCCUAUUGAAUGUUUAUACGCUUAUCGGAAGCAUCAUUUUAAUUUUAUCUUUUUACGUUCGAACUAAUCCAUUCGAGUCCUACAAUAAUGCCGUUUCCACUUACGUAUUUGUUAUAAUUACUGCUUUAGAAUUGGCUCCUCGUGCAUCAAACAUUUAUCAAAUUCACCAAUACAGCAACGGAAAUAUUUGCCUCUGCGAUGUUAUCGCUAUAAUGUUGGGUAAAAAAGAAUUGUAUCUAUUAUACGGAAAAACACAAUUUACAGAAAAACAGAUUGACAAAAUGGGAUAUAUGACGGAUGCACUUUCUCUUAUCUAUUGGAUAUUUUUAAGUUAUCAAAUUGCACUCGAAAUACAAAAGAAUUUGGGAAAUUCAAUUGAAUUUAUUAUAUUAAAAGACAGAGAAAGAUUAUUAAUGUUUAGUUUAUUAUUAACUGUUACUCUGUUGGUAUUGAAAAUGUUUUGGACUUUAUUAAGAAAAUGUGUUCACUUUGUUGAUAAAUUUGAUUGA